AUGACUGAUGAUGAGACUGAUGAAAUGACUCAAAAUGAGGGAGAAAUAGGUGAUGAGGUGUCUGUGAAAGCAGAUGAUUGGCACUUUGAAGUCAGAUGCAGCAAUGGUGCUCAAUUCUGUGUGAAUUUGAUUGACAAAUCUUGUACAUGCAGAUCAUGGUCAUUGUCAGGUAUACCUUGCAACCAUGCACUUAGUGUUAAGGGUUCUAUUGAGGACUUUGUGUCUGAGUGUUACACGGUAGGUGUUAACAACUCCCUCAACCAACAAGCAAGCUCCUUGAACCCAACAGUAUUCACACAAGAGAUCCCCACUCAACAAUCCCAGACUCGGUUUAUGCCAACUCCACAGCUACAUGUGCCAGGCCCAUCAAUGUAUGAUCAACUAAUGGGUACCAACAUGCCACAACCAUCAAGAGCUACACAUGGACCUAUUAUCAGAGGGCCUGCAGCUUUCACUGGAGAAAGACCAUUAUUCUCUGCAGGAAGUAGCAUAACAUCAGUCUCUGCAGCUUCAGUAGUAGUGGUCGACCAGGGCAAGAAAUUCAUGGUACUCAACCGGCAAGACAAGGCAAAAAAAUGA
This is a messenger RNA of Striga asiatica, 579 nucleotides long. NCBI's taxonomy places the organism in Eukaryota, Viridiplantae, Streptophyta, Magnoliopsida, Lamiales, Orobanchaceae. The record is from the annotation of a GenBank genome assembly.